This is a messenger RNA of Zootoca vivipara (common lizard), 3312 nucleotides long. RefSeq names its product glypican-5. The record is from RefSeq and is a predicted model, not a curated record. Gene Ontology annotation, cellular component: plasma membrane; extracellular region; cell surface. NCBI's taxonomy places the organism in Eukaryota, Metazoa, Chordata, Lepidosauria, Squamata, Lacertidae. Gene Ontology annotation, biological process: regulation of protein localization to membrane; cell migration; positive regulation of canonical Wnt signaling pathway.
GGCACGUUUCGAACGUUAGCGUUUUCCCUGGUCUGUACCGGACCGCCUUUGCGAGCGUUCCACGGUUCGAACGCUGAGUGGGGAAAGGAAAGGGAAACCCCCACGUUCGCAGGCUCUCAACGUUCGGAGGCUGGAACGUUGCCGCUCUCAGCGUUCGGCAGGCAGCGCGCGGUCUUGAGCGGGGCUCCUUCCUUUUAAAUCUCACUCCACCGGCCACCCCUUUCCUCAACUCGCAACUUUGCCCAGUGCAACUUUGCUCAUAGCUUGCUCGGCGGCGGUGCCACCCAUUUCCACCCGAUUCCUCCCCCCCCCCCCGGCCGCCGCGCGUCCACCCACUUCCCUUGUGUUUGUUCUGAUUGACUUUUUCUGGGGACGUGCUGGGCGUCCCUGGCUUAUCUCCUCCGUCCCUGGUGGGGAAUGUGGAAAUGGCCGGUGACAGGAGCCCUGGGGUCUUCUUGUGCCGGCGACGCUUUGGGCUCCUGCUGCUGGCGACGGCGGCGGCCGGACUGUGCGGCGGGGUCUCCGGAGUCAAGAAUCCCAGCUGCCACGAAGUGAGGACGGCGUUUCAGAUCCGACAGAUCGGCCCCCUCAAGCUGGUGCCCGAUGUUCCCACGGCCGAUUCCAACUUGCAGAUCUGCCAACACAAAGUGCAAACAUGUUGCACUAGAAAGAUGGAAGAAAGCUAUCAAGCAGCAGUUCGGAGAGAAAGGAUGGAGAACAUCCAGACUCUAAAUUUUGAACUGAAAUAUAUGAUUGUCGGUCACAUCACAGCUUUUCAAGCGGCCUUUGAGUCCUUGCUUCGUUUUGCUGAGAACCAUACGACUUCUCUGUUUGAGACUGUCUACAGAUCCAUGUCAAAGGAAGCAGCAGAGCCUGUCAAAGAGCUCUUUACAGACAUCUCUCUCUACCUCUUGGGCGCUCAGACCACAGUGGAAAGUGUCCUUUUCCGGUUCUUUGACAGCCUCUUCCCUUUGGUUUACAGCCGCCUAAUCAACCCAGGCAUGGCGAGUCUGUCAGAGGAGUACACAGAGUGCCUGCGGCUCACACGGCAAGAUAUAAAUCCAUUUGGACUCUGUUCUAAAGAAGCCGUUACAAAGUUGGAAAAGUCUCUUUGGGCAAGCAGGACAUUCAAUCAGGCCCUGGGUAUAGGCAUUGAAGUGCUGAAUGCUACUGAACAUGCCACGUUGACAAAGGAAUGCAGCAGAGCCCUAGUGAAGAUGCAGUAUUGCCCACAUUGCCAAGGUCUGACUCUGAUCAGGCCCUGUGAAGGGUAUUGUCUCAACGUCAUGAGGGGCUGUUUUGCCAGCAUAUCUGAACUGGACUCUCAGUGGAGGGAAUAUAUCUAUACCCUGGAGUAUCUCACUAACGAAAUGGCUGGAUCGUAUGAUCUAGAAGCGGCACUUUUGGGCAUCCGGAAUUCAAUCAAUGACGCCAUCUUGCAUGCCCAGCUGAAUGGACCUCACCUGUCUGCAACUGUAGAUAAAGUGUGUGGACAGCCUGAAGAAAAAGAAGUGAAACCUUUACCAGACAACAUAGUUCAAGCAAAGGAAGUAACUGAGACACAGGCUCUGACAAUGACACACUCAAAUACUCUAAGCAAUAAAAGGAGUUCUCUGCCUCUGAAAUCUUCAAAGAAUGACAAAUCCAGAAGUUUGAAAAAAAUUGCCCGGGAAUUCAUCAACUACAUGAAACGAUCCAGAACACUCUAUGCCUCUUUAACUGAAAGACUCUGUGAUGGUGAUCUUGUGAUGAAAGACAGUUCGACUUGCUGGAACGGAGAGGAUGUUGUAGAAAGUUAUACAAGCAGAGUGGUUACCAAUGGGAUGAAGGCACAAAUUAAUAACCCAGAAUUGAAAGUCAGAGGAAUGGACCCACACGUCAGUAACUUAAUUGCUAAACUGCAACAAUUUAAUCAGGGGGCAACUGAGAAAACAAACUUAAAGUCGGAAAGAAUGGCUAUCAGGGACGGCGGCAGUGGGAAUGGAAUGAAUGAAGAGGUGGGAUCCAGCGGAGAAUGUGAUGAUGAGGAUGGAUGUCAAGGAUCUGGUGAGAGGAGCCUCACGAAAGAUGUUCUUGGAGCUGGUCCAGAAGACAGGAAUGAACCGAAGCCAACUGUGAGAAAGGUGGACACCACAACCACAGCUUCUGUAAAAUCAUCUCCUAAACAUAAAGUGGACAGCAGCAAUAUGGGAAACAGAGCUUCAAGUUCCUUGCUCUUUAUUAUUACAGCCCUUGCAGUUUUGUGGCACUCUUUGUUGUAGCUGCAUUAUGCGGCGAUAACUGUGCAGUUUCUGCUCGCUGUCAUUUAUACCUACAGCCUUAUCCAAGUAAAAACCAAGUUUAAUGGCUCUCUCAAUGGUGCACUCUAGCAUUAUGUGGUAUGUUAGUGUAAGUACUAAACAUUAGUCUGGGACUGGUUAACAGCAAGCAUCUCCAUAGCUGUCGGUAUCUGGAGAUGGCUCUUGAUAACACCUCAUCUACUCAAGAUGUAAAAAAAAUAAAAAUAAAAGGAUGAAGACAGGAAACCUGAGUAGAUUAAGUUAUUGUGGCAGACACAAUUAAGAAUGUUAAAGUUGUAAAUUAAUAUGUUGGCACCCCCCCCCUUUUCUUUUUUUCUCAUUGAGUAAUGAACCGGCUGCCUAUUUGUUUGAUCUUUCUUGUGAGUUUCACUGCAUAAUUGGUUUUCAGGUACAGGUCAAUAACACGGUAUAUGUUUUGGGAUCAGCCACUAUAUAUUAUAAACAAAGUACAGUGCUAUCUACCAGUUGGAUAAAAUUCUGAAGCGGUCAGGAAAACCAUAGCAUGUUCAAAUCUCUUAUUUUCUUUCGUAGUGUUUAGGAUGUAGAAAGCAAUAUAAGAACCAUAUGCUGUGUUUAAUGUAUCAGUAUAGCUGCCUUAACUGUUGGCAACACGUAGAAACACUUCUCAAGUUAUUUUGAAACAUAUAGAAGUGUUUCACUGCCCAUGCACUUCAUUACCAUACGCUUAAGACUUGACUGUGUUGUGAAUACCUGACAAACGUGAAAGGGAGAAGAGCGGCACUUGAUUGCUGAGACAUAAACUGUCACUUCUUUAAAUUCCUCUACAGUUCCUGUAUGGUGUAGCCAUUGAGAUAACAAAAGCCCUGGUCCACAGAUCCUCACAUGGUGCUACAUAGCUAUCAGAAGAGAGGUGGGAAACCUGCAGCCCUACAGAUGCUAUGGCUCUACAACUCUCAUCAGCCCCAACCAUCAUGGCCGAAGGUCAGGAAUGAUGGGAGCUGUAGCCCAGCAACAUCUAGAGCAGGCACCCCCAAACUCGGCCCUCCAGCUG